This is a messenger RNA of Trichobilharzia regenti, 3120 nucleotides long. Lineage: Eukaryota; Metazoa; Platyhelminthes; Trematoda; Strigeidida; Schistosomatidae. The record is from the annotation of a GenBank genome assembly.
AUGCUCAAUUCAAGGGAGAUUUCUACAACUGAUGAUGCCAAUGAUAUCGGCUCUGAUCAUGAGACUAAUACUAAUUCUUCUGAUAUAGAAGCGAUGGAUGGGACACCAUCACUAGAAAUUGCCUCAGCAUCACCGACAAUAUCGACAUCAACAAAAUCAGAUACUAUAAAUCCUAGUUCAACUGUAUCAAAAACUGCUUCUAAUCAAUGUGAUAAUCAAGAAAGCCUGUUAAAUUUGCUGAACUCUAAUUUUCUCGCUUGUUCUAUUUGUAAUGCACGAAAUGGUGGGAUAAGGCUUCUACCGUGUUUACACAUAGCCUGCGACAAUUGUGCUUCCGAGUUAAUCACACCCGGUGAUGAUCAGAGCAUGAGUACAAUAAUAAAAUGUGAUGCCUGUUGUACAGCCGGUAUUCAACUAAGAAAACAGUACAAUCCUGAAGGUAGUAAUGGUGCUGAUGCGACAACAGAUAGUAAUAAUAAUGAUGAUAAAUACAUAACAAUUCAACAUUGCAGUAGUUUAGGCACAAAUUCAGAAAUCAAAGUGGAUGAGAAAGUAAUACAACAGUUUCCAAAUGUAUUAUUUGUUGAUAAACUUCGAGAGCUAGCUAAUUUACUAAAACAAGAUGCAGUACAUAAAUGCGAUUAUUGCAUGUUUGAAAAUCAAAAUUCUGAAGCCCACUGCAGAUGUAUUGAAUGUGGGGACAAUUUGUGUGAGCCAUGCGCACAAGCUCAUAAACGAACUAGAAUAACACGAUUGCACACUUUGCUUUCAUACGAGGAAAUCUUAGCCAAUGGUUAUCUCGUACGCAUGAGAGAAGCACCACCAACUCAAUGCACAGAACAUAAUUUUUUCGAAGAUAAUCAUGACAGUGAGAAACUGAUGAUGAACGGUGAUCACAAAGUAUCAAUGACUAAGUCGGAGUGUAAUAAAAUUUCCAAUGGACAUCAAUGUAAAUGGCCAUCUCCAUCAGCUUAUUUUUAUUGUAAACAGUGUAAUAAACUUUUAUGCACUGAAUGCAGUGGACAGUUUUUAAUGUCAUCUAGGAGUAAUACUCAUGGAAGUCAUCUGAUCUUACCCCUUGACACUGUAAUACAUGAAACUAAAAGUGAAAUCAGUGAACAGAUUGAUCGUGUUAAACGGAAAAAUAAACAUUUUGAAGAUUAUUUAAAUCAUCUUGUACAAUAUGGUCAUGAACUUAAUCAAGCAAAAAUGAAUAUCCUUCAACAAAUUCAAGGUAGAUCUGAUCAACUUAAACAAAAAAUUGACCAGAUAGCUCAGAAACUUAUCAGUCAACUUGAUAAACAAAUUCAAGAUGAAAUGAAAUUGAUUGAUGGAUGUGCAUGGUCUUUAUAUCCGCUAAUUGUUCAAUGUGAAGUAGCCAGUAGAUAUGCUAAUGCUCUGAAAGACUAUGGAAGACCGGAAGAGAUACUUCUUUGCUUAUCUCAAGUGACGGAACAACUACAAUUUUUACAACGAGAAAAAAUUGAAUAUCUCAAAGUUCAUAUAAAGCCACACUUUAAAGUUGGUAAUUACAAUUACAAUGAAAAUGAAACAGAAACCACUAACCAAUCAUUCAAUUCAUCUUAUCUAUUUGGAACAAUUGAAUAUGAUAAAUUUGUUGAAGAAUUUAUAAAAAAUGAAGUUAAUAAUGCUAAUAAAAAUAAGACAAAUCAAUAUAAUGAACUGAAACUGGAAUUGGAUAGUUCAUAUUUAAAUAUUGAUCAUAUAUCAGUCGGCGUAAACACUAGUCCAAGAGAAAUGACUUCAAUAUCCAGUUACAAUCUUGCCGACAGAUUUAAUAAUAUUCAUAGUAACAGAAAUAAUGACUCAAGAGGAUUUAAUUCUGAUAACCAUCUCAGAAUCAACGAAAAUUUUCGUACGCCUAGAAAUGGAUACUUAUCUAAUAAUAUAAAAGAUAAAACUAUGAACAAUGAAUGCGAUUACUUGUCAAAAUAUCAGCUGGUCAAUGAAUUAGAAUUUGAUGCAAGAGUUAGUUCUGAUUUACGAGAUGUUUGGCCGACUGGAUUAUCUGUGAAUCAAUCCAAUGGAGAUAUUUAUCUUGUGGACAGAGAUAAUGCCCGAAUAAAGCUUUUCACACAUGAUGGAACAUUUAUUUCAAGUUUGGGGGAUACAGGUGAAAUGACUGAUCGAUUGAUAAGUCCAUUUGAUAUUGCAGUAUCAUCCACUUGGGGGACAAUAUUUGUAUCUGAUUAUCAACGAGAUGAGGUCCGACUAUUCACUUUGGAUGGACGCACACAAGGUUCAUUAACAAAAACAAAACUUAAACAUCCACGUGGUUUAUGUUAUGGUCUUGGAUUGCUAGCUGUUGUAGAAAGUCGACGGCAUCAAAUUAGUCUUUAUGAUAUACGUAGUGAUCCACAAUCACCUGUUCGUCGAAUACCAGCUGAUAGUACAGGAGAUGAGAAUUCGAAUAAAUUUGUUUUUAACAGUCGAACCUCAUUAACUGAACCUUAUUAUGUAGAAAUUCUUGAAGAGAGUGGAGGAUGUCUAGCAAUUACUGAUUGGGCUGCACCAAGUGUAAAAUUAUUUUCCCUUACAUCUGGUUGCUUUCUAUCUUCAAUCGGUGGUUAUGGAACUACAAGCGAUAAUAUACUACAACCUUAUGGAAUAUGCUAUGCACCAUGGACUCGAUCAUUUCUGAUCGCAGAUCAUGUAAAUCAUCGAAUACAAGCAUGUCAGUUAAGGCAUAUCAUCAAUAGUGAAAAUGAUAAUGAUUGGACAAAUGACCUAGUGAAGACUGUAAAACCAUCUGGAGGUUGGAAUGAAACGCUGACCGGUGGUGGUACGAAAACCUCAUCGACUAGUUUAUCUCCACUGAAACCGAUCGCUGAAAAAGGAUCACAUUCAAUAUGGCAUCCAAUGGCUAUGGCAACAGAUGCACAAAGAAAACGUAUAAUUUUAACUGAGGCAUUAGGAAGUGUGAAGGUAAUCAAAUCAGUGGAAGUAAAUCAAUAGUGGCAAUGCUGUUAUUACUGCCUUAGUAUGGUUAUAUGGAGGAAUAGGACUUUUUAUAUUCUUUUGUGUGAUCCGGUACUUUUGUAUUCUUUUUCACCUUGUGAAGAAAACAGUGACGUCUUUGUAUGCAUGAAAUCAAUAGAC